Messenger RNA from Dromiciops gliroides (monito del monte), 1585 nucleotides. RefSeq names its product N-acetyltransferase 14 (putative) (gene NAT14). The record is from RefSeq and is a predicted model, not a curated record. The transcript is spliced from 3 exons. The coding region runs from base 165 to 782 and encodes 205 amino acids. Gene Ontology annotation, molecular function: N-acetyltransferase activity. Lineage: Eukaryota; Metazoa; Chordata; Mammalia; Microbiotheria; Microbiotheriidae.
CGCCCCACUCUUGAAGCCCCAGCCAAUGAACGCCCUUGAGGAGUUGCCUAGCAACCCCAAUCCCCGGGGUGGGAACGGAUGGUGAGGAUGCUUGCUCUGAGGCUCCCGAGUCUGGUAGACGGACCUUCAGCUCCCGGGGCCGAGGGGGUGCCCGCAGGGGUGACAUGGCCCCCGACCACCUGUCCGUGAGGCAGAUGCGGGAGGAGGAGAAAGCCCUCGUCGUGGAGCUGCUGAAGGAUGGGGUGAAGGACACAGAGAACCGCGUGGCCCUCCAUGCCCUGACUCGGCCCCCCGCCCUCCUGCUCCUGGCCGCAGCCAGCAGCGGCCUCCGCUUUGUCCUGGCGUCCUUCGCCCUGGCCUUGCUUCUGCCCGUCGCCCUGGCUGUGGCCGCCCUUAAGCUGAUGGUGCGGAUGAGAUGGGGCUCGCUGCCCACCACCUCUGGCAUCGGAGGGCCCUGGGUGGCCGUGUGGGGAAGUGACGAUGUGUGCGGGGUCCUGGCCCUGAGUCCGGGGGCCAGUGGAGACAGCCUGUCGGUGGCCCGCCUGGCCGUGGCCCGCUGGUACCGUCGACGUGGCGUGGGCACGAAGCUGCUGGCCUUCGCCGAGGCCCGAGCCCGGGCAUGGGCCCGCCAGGCCGGGGGACCUCGAGCCAAGCUCACGGUGCCUGCCCCGGUGGGAGCCCGAGGAGCCACCGCACUGCUGGAGGGAAGAGGCUACCAGCCUGAGGGAGGCUGGGGCUGGAUGGGACACACGUUUGUGAGGGAGUUCACCAAGGAGUUCUAGCACCCACCGGUCCCCUCCCCAGCUUGGCCUUGGCGCAGGGCAGUGGGUGCCAGACCCCAUUCGGGACGCCUGCCUGCUGUUGGGUUUCAGCCCUGGCCCGGCCCCUCUUCCCUCUGGGUCCCCAUCACCCCCUCUAGGGAAUGGGGGAAAGCACACUUGCCCUGCCCCCAUCUCAGGAUUAAAUGUGGGCGAUCAGCCUUGCCCAUUCUCAAACUGCUCCUUUUUUCUACCAGUGACUCAGAGGCCCCUGGGGUGUCCCUUGCCCGCUGUGGGGAUCCUCAUCCCUCCCCCUCGCAGAGCCUCAGGCAGUUGCCCCCCUUCCCCUGGCCACCCUUGGGUGGCUCUGCCCUCUGGCUCCUGACUGGGCAGAGGAUUCUGUGCCUGCCAAGUUUUCCCAAGGUUCUCAUCACCUUUCCUCAGACACCCCCAUACCUGGACUCGCUGACCUCAGCUGCCCUGCAGACCCGGGAUCUCCAGCCAUAUGCCCCCCCCAGCUGACUUUCAGCCCCAUGGGAGCCCCUUGCUCAGAGCUGCCCCCAGGCUUCUUUACCAACGGCCCUCAAUCAUCUUCCCCUUUUCUGGGAAACCCUCCAGUGGGGCUGGACUCCCUUCUCCCCGGAUGCCUGGACAACCCCCCUCUGCUUUGGGGGCCCACAGAGAGUCCUCCCCAACACACACCUUGGGGUGACCCACCCUUUGUGCCCGGGGCCCCUCCCAGGGUCGGUCUCUUCCCUCCCAUUCCUCCUUUCUCCCACAUCUGUCAAUAAACUCUGAACCUCCCUUCUGAUGCCUUUUCCAGGCAC